AUGAAACCAACACUCCGAAAUACACAUCCGCGCACCCUCCUCUUAACCCUCGACGCCUUCGGCACCCUUUUCCAUCCGCGCUUCCCCGUCCCCAACCAGUACGCGGUGGUCGCGCAUCACUACGGACUGUCCCGCACAGCCAUAACCCCGGACCGAGUCAAGACCGCAUUCAAGGCUGUCUUCCAGGCACAAACCCGACAAUACCCCAAUUACGGACGCGCAGAUGUACUGCGGGGCCAAUACGGCGGCCCUCGACAAUGGUGGGAAGAGGUGAUCAAGGGAAGUUUCGCGCGCGCGAUAAUUGGGGACAAUGAAGAGACCCGAGUGACGCAAAGGGGCCGGACAGACAAGACAAGCGAUGCUGCAGAGCAUGUCAUUCUCCCUCCUGGGCUGGUCGAUAGUCUACUGGAUCGGUUCGCCGGGUCCGAGGGCUAUCUACUGUACGAUGACGUGACGCCUUUCUUCCGUCGCCUGCGCGAACUGCGGACGAGUGGGAAGAGUCCAUUUGAACAAAUCAUCAUUGGUGUUAUUUCAAACUCGGAUGAUCGCGUUCCUGCUGUGCUCAAGUCUUUGGGUCUGCAAGUAGGUGAUAUGCGCGCUGACCAAGAUCGUUCCAGUAUGGAGCUUCCUGGGUUUGAGGAGCGCGAAGGAAUGCAAGCGGUGACAGACGAGCAACGUGCACCCGAUGUGGACCUCGUUAUUACGAGCUAUGAGGCUGGUGCCGAGAAGCCUGAUCGAAGGAUAUUUGAUGUUGCAAAGCGACAGGCUCAAUUGCUUGCGAGUUCGGAGAUAAACCCCGAGACUGACAUGCUCUGUGUGCAUGUGGGUGAUGAUUACGCGAAGGAUUACUGUGCUGCUAGAGAUGCAGGCUGGGAGAGCUACCUUCUUCCUCGAGAUGCCUCUCAGAAGAAGUCCGAUGACAAAAGGUCACUUAACUCUUUGGCAGAGCUGAUCGAUCAACUGGAGAGGUCUUGA
Messenger RNA from Penicillium nucicola, 975 nucleotides. RefSeq lists its product as uncharacterized. Bases 1 to 975 code for a protein of 324 amino acids. The transcript has a single exon. The record is from RefSeq and is a predicted model, not a curated record. NCBI's taxonomy places the organism in Eukaryota, Fungi, Ascomycota, Eurotiomycetes, Eurotiales, Aspergillaceae.